Messenger RNA from Ophidiomyces ophidiicola, 1314 nucleotides. It is a transcript of the gene PRO1, whose product is annotated as Glutamate 5-kinase. The transcript has 5 exons. Gene Ontology annotation, molecular function: RNA binding; ATP binding; glutamate 5-kinase activity. Gene Ontology annotation, cellular component: cytoplasm; cytosol. Bases 1 to 1314 code for a protein of 437 amino acids. The record is from RefSeq and is a predicted model, not a curated record. NCBI's taxonomy places the organism in Eukaryota, Fungi, Ascomycota, Eurotiomycetes, Onygenales, Onygenaceae.
AUGAAGCCGUUGACUGUGGUAAUAAAGCUCGGAACAAGUUCGAUUGUAGACGAGAACACCCAUGAGCCCAUUCUCUCCAUACUGACGUUGAUCGUCGAAACUGCCGCGAAAUUACACAAAGAUGGCCAUCGGGUUAUUAUCGUCUCGUCUGGCGCAGUGGGCGUGGGGCUCCGGAAAAUGGAUGUCGACCAAAGGCCAAAACAUCUCCCCCGCAUCCAGGCUUUGGCUGCCAUAGGGCAAUGCCAACUUAUGAGUCUAUGGGAUAGCUUGUUCUCGCACUUACGUCAACCCAUUGCUCAAAUACUGUUGACGCGAAAUGACAUUGCCGACAGAACCCAAUAUAUCAAUGCCCAGAAUACAUUUGCCGAACUACUAUCGAUGGGCGUCAUCCCAAUUGUGAAUGAGAACGACACCCUCGCUGUUUCGGAAAUCAAAUUUGGUGAUAAUGAUACCCUUUCUGCCAUUACUGCGGCGAUGGUCCAAGCUGAUUACCUAUUCCUUAUGACGGAUGUUGAUGGAUUAUAUACGUGCAACCCCCGGAACAACCCUGAUGCCCAAGUCAUUGAAGUUGUAGAGGAUAUUUCGGCGCUCGAGGCUGAUGUUUCGACGACUGGUUCAUCCUUAGGUACUGGUGGAAUGAGUACAAAAAUCGUCGCAGCCAGAUUAGCUACAAGUGCGGGAAUAACCACUAUUAUUACCCGUAGUUCUCUGCCUGGGAAUAUUUCAAAAAUAAUCAAUCAUCUUGAGGACCCUCAAAAUGACCCAGCUCAUCUGGGAAAAGACGCCGCAACCCGGACAACCGCACCUUUGCAUACCCGAUUCCUCCCAUCGCUCGCCCCAAUGCAUUCUAGAUCCUUUUGGGUUCUUCACGGCCUCACGCCUCAUGGAACCUUGUACAUUGACCACGGUGCUUACUGCGCCAUCCUAAACAAGGCUAGCCUUCUUCCUGCUGGCGUGGUCGCCGUCGAGGGUCAUUUUUCCCAGCAAGAAGCAGUACGUGUGGUUGUCGUUGAGCGGCGCUCGGCUUCAGCCCUUAACGGAGAUUUCCCUCAUCACGGCGAAGAACCAAAAGAAGUUGGGCGAGCCCUCGUCAAUUAUGCCAGCGCUGAAAUUGCCCUUAUCAAAGGUUUACGAAGUACUCAGAUUCAUUCCGUUCUAGGAUAUGCGGAUAGUGAAUACAUUGCCUUACGUGAAAAUAUUUCUUUUUUUCAUAUGUCGGGUCGACCAAGUAGGCCAGGCACACCGGGACUAGACGAAUUAAGGGUUCGAAGCGGUACCCAAUCUCCAGCCAUCGAGCGCGUGCUCGCCUCCUAA